Melampsora larici-populina 98AG31 is the source of this 2317-nucleotide messenger RNA. RefSeq lists its product as uncharacterized. Gene Ontology annotation, cellular component: nucleolus. Gene Ontology annotation, biological process: maturation of LSU-rRNA from tricistronic rRNA transcript (SSU-rRNA, 5.8S rRNA, LSU-rRNA). The record is from RefSeq and is a predicted model, not a curated record. The transcript is spliced from 5 exons. Gene Ontology annotation, molecular function: RNA helicase activity; nucleic acid binding; ATP binding. The coding region runs from base 70 to 2049 and encodes 659 amino acids. NCBI's taxonomy places the organism in Eukaryota, Fungi, Basidiomycota, Pucciniomycetes, Pucciniales, Melampsoraceae.
AGCAGCCACUUCGACUUCAUCCACUUUAGAUUUUCAAUAUCGACUCUUAACAUUUCAACUUUUCAGAUCAUGUCUCUUACUGAACAAGGUACUUCAAAACCAUCAGACUCUACUGCAGCAAAGAAGAAACGGAAAAGGUCAACGAAAACUGGCACCUCUGCCAAAUCCUCUGAGACUCCUGCCACAUCGACCGGAUCACAGAAGGCGACAAAAACAAAGGCGCCUGCAAAGCCAGUCGUUGAACUGCUAGAACCAGAAAUUGAGGGAGCUUAUUUAGAUGCCUGUGAAAACUCCGACGGCGAUGAUAACAAAAGUGGAAAGCACAAGCGAAAACAAAAGAACGGCAAACGGAAAGACAACGCCGAUGAAGGAUCUCCCGCCACGGCUGGACCUGACCUCACGACGUUUGCAGAGUCAUCUGCUUCAGCCUCGGACAAACCGCUUGUGACCGAAUUCACAUCCUUGAACUUGUCUCCCGGAACAGCGAAGGCUAUAGAAGAGAUGGGAUUCAAGCAUAUGACCGAAGUCCAAGCUAGAACCAUACCACCCUUGAUGACUGGUCGAGACGUACUUGGUGCAGCCCGGACAGGAAGCGGAAAAACUUUGGCAUUUCUGGUCCCCGCGGUAGAAAUGCUCAGCAGGCUACAGUUCAAACCCCGUAACGGAACCGGUGCUAUAAUCGUGUCUCCAACCAGAGAGCUGGCACUUCAAAUUUUUGGUGUGGCUCAAGAACUCAUGAAACACCAUAGUCAAACAUUUGCAAUUACCAUUGGCGGAGCGAAUCGAAAGGCAGAAGCUGAGAAGUUGAUCAAAGGUGUCAACCUGCUGAUAAGUACGCCCGGUCGCUUGCUGGAUCACUUGCAAAAUACGAAGGGCUUUGUGUUCUCGAAUCUGAAAGCCCUCAUCAUUGACGAAGCUGAUCGGAUUCUCGAAAUCGGAUUCGAGGAUGAAAUGCGCAAAAUCAUCUCACUUCUGCCAUCUGAAAACCGUCAAUCCAUGCUCUUCUCCGCCACACAGACAACCAAAGUCCAAGACCUCGCACGUAUCUCACUUCGUCCAGGACCCCUUUACAUCAACGUGGAUGCCAACAAGCAGGAUGCCACUGUUCAAGGCUUAGAACAAGGCUAUGUAGUUUGUGAAAGCGAGAAACGAUUUUUGUUGUUGUUCACCUUUUUGAAAAAGAGCCUGAAUAAGAAAGUUAUUGUUUUCUUUUCAAGCUGUAACUCAGUCAAGUACCAUGGGGAACUCCUCAAUUACAUCGAUAUACCUGCCUUGGACCUUCACGGCAAGCAAAAGCAGCAGAAACGUACCAACACCUUUUUCGAAUUCUGUAAUGCGCCAACGGGAAUUUUACUUUGCACAGAUGUGGCUGCUCGAGGUUUAGAUAUACCAAAGGUGGAUUGGAUCAUACAAUUUGACCCACCAGAUGAUCCGAGGGAUUACAUCCACCGGGUCGGUCGAACAGCUAGGGCAGGCAAAUCGGGUCGAAGUCUUCUAUUCCUGUUGCCUAGCGAACUUGGAUUCCUUCGCUUCUUGAAGUUGGCAAAAGUGCCUUUGAACGAGUACAGUUUCCCCACCGAUAAACUGGCAAAUGUACAAACACAAUUAACAAAGCUCAUCUCCAAGAAUUAUUACUUGAAUCAGUCAGCUCGGGAUGGAUUCCGAUCAUAUAUCCAAUCUUACGCCUCUUACAGUCUCAAGAAAAUUUUCAAUGUCAAUAGCCUUGAUCUCAACAAAGUGGGCCAAGCAUUUGGUUUUACUGUUCCUCCGGCUGUCAACAUCCCCAUCUCGGCACUUAAAAAUUCCGACAAAAAACGUUUAAAAACAUCUGAGAGUCACGACCCUGAGCAGGACGUGGAGGACAAGUCAAAUGGCGAUUGGACGAGCGAUGAAGAGGAUGAAGAUAAUCAAGGUCCUCGAAAACGACCUACCGUUCGAAGAGAGAGCAAUACAAACCGACGCAAGGAACAAUUUGGGAGCAAAGCUGUGGCUAAGGACCAUUUCCGCUCAGAAAACUUGAAGACCAAAGAUAAGCAAUGGAGUCGAUGAUCACCCAUUUUGUUGUUAUCUUUUUUUCCUCUUCACAUCAUGUUUCGAUUAGACCAAACAGCACGAAAUAAUGCUGCUCUCAUCGUCUGUCCACAUUCUGAACAAUAUGACUUUUAUGAUUUCUGCCUUGGCCAGCGCAGGCAAUUAUUUGUUGUUACCAUCAUGACCCGGCGACUCGUACCGUGACUGAGUGGAUCUCCCAUGUGGUGAGAUAGGCUGGGAUAGCAAUGGAACGUCUAGAAUUUGCCAUUUGCCAUGCUACCACCAU